Messenger RNA from Drechmeria coniospora, 582 nucleotides. Its product is annotated as RNAse P Rpr2/Rpp21 subunit domain-containing protein. The record is from RefSeq and is a predicted model, not a curated record. The transcript has a single exon. Bases 1 to 582 code for a protein of 193 amino acids. NCBI's taxonomy places the organism in Eukaryota, Fungi, Ascomycota, Sordariomycetes, Hypocreales, Ophiocordycipitaceae. Gene Ontology annotation, cellular component: nucleolar ribonuclease P complex. Gene Ontology annotation, biological process: tRNA processing.
AUGAAUAAGGAGAAAAAAAACAGCAGUGUCCAAAACAAAAUUCUGUACUCUCGGGUGUCCUACCUCUACCAGGCUGCCAACUACCUCUCCGGCUGCGCGGACAGGAACCGACAUGGAGCAUUGCAUCCAGUAACCAGGGAUGACGGGUCCUCCGGUAUCCGGCUCAAGGCUGCUCAGAACAUUUCUCGAUCCCUUACCUCGGAUCUGAGGGCAGUAGCUUUGAAGGGGCAGAUCCGGCUGAGCCCCGCAAUGAAGCAGACGAUUUGCAAGUUCUGCGAAACCCUCCUGGUCGAAGGGCAAACCUGCCACUCCGUCAUCGAAAACACGAGCAAAGGCGGCCGCAAACCUUGGGCAGAUAUCCUGGUCACCAAGUGCGCCACAUGCGGCAGAUCAAAGAGGUAUCCCGUCAGCGCAAAGCAGCAAAUGCGAAGAGCGAUGCGUACGCAAGCAUCUGCACCUGCCGUGGCCAAUCUGCAGACGUCAAAGGCCGGGGAUGCGCGAAGUAUGAUAUCCACCGUCGGUCCCGAACAACAUCCACGGGCCGUAGACGUUGUUGUAAGGCCUUCUGCGAGGGACGCUUGA